AGCUAGCUCUAUUACUUCACUUCACUUGUAUCCACCAAGGAUCGAAGAAGGUGCAGAGAUCGAAGGAACAUGGCGUCGAGAGCAACAAUGGCAGCUCUGCUUCUGCUCGCGCUGGUGGCUGCAGAGGGCCACGCCGUGCCGCUCAGGAGAGGCCUGAGCCUGGGCUGGAUGACGGGAAUGAAGGGAGGGCCCCCCACUGGCACGCAGCCAUCCUCCAUCCAUCCUGCUGCACCUGGAGAAGGGGGGAGGCGGUUGAGCAGCGAAGAGGAAGGGGAGUUCAUCCACACACUGCCGGCCUUCAGGCGACCGCCUAUCCCGCCGUCCAACCAUUAAUCUCAGCGGCAUUUCCAAUCGAUUCUAAACAUCUCGUGCUAAACAAUCGGUGAAUGAAUGCCAUGCGUAUUGAUAUAGUAGUAAUUAAUCGUGCAUAUUGAUCUGAGAAAUAAAUUAUCAGAAGAUUGCUCUGUACUGCAUUUCGUGCUAAAGAAUCGGUGAAUGAAUGGGGGUACAAAAUAUAGGAACCUUUGGAAAGUAGGAGGAACAAGGGAGAGUAGCUUGGAGUUGGGAACAUGAAAAUCAAACGGAACCUUUACUCCGAUUGCUUAGUUAUAAGAUCAUUUAGAGUGGCCACCAUGUAUCUAUUUCUUCAAGAGGAAAAUCUUCAAGUGCCACGCUUAAGGGACUAAGGGAGUGGUUGAACGGAACAAAAAAGAGACAAUGCAUGCUUCAAAACAGUCUGAUAUGCACGGUGUACUGAAAUGCUGAUACAAGAAAAUUGAAUAACCUUUGCAAAA
Messenger RNA from Oryza brachyantha (malo sina), 794 nucleotides. RefSeq lists its product as uncharacterized. NCBI's taxonomy places the organism in Eukaryota, Viridiplantae, Streptophyta, Magnoliopsida, Poales, Poaceae. Bases 70 to 333 code for a protein of 87 amino acids. The transcript is spliced from 2 exons. The record is from RefSeq and is a predicted model, not a curated record.